Messenger RNA from Triticum urartu, 798 nucleotides. The record is from RefSeq and is a predicted model, not a curated record. NCBI's taxonomy places the organism in Eukaryota, Viridiplantae, Streptophyta, Magnoliopsida, Poales, Poaceae.
AUGUCGAGCCUUAAGAUUAACUUCGCCAAAAGUGAAGUGAUUGUUACUGGUGUGGAUGAAUCGGAAGCUGUGCGUGUGGCACAUCUUCUCAACUGUAAGUUGGGGUCCUUCCCGUUCAAAUACUUGGGCUUGCCAAUAUCCCCGGACGUGCUUCAUGCCAAAGAUUUUGCCCCGGUGGUCACAAAGGUGGGCAACAGGCCGUGGAAAUCAUUGACUAAGGUCGACGACCAACAGACGCUCUCUCUGCUGAUCUCCAAAGUCCGAGCUAUGGCGUCUCAGUUAUGCAACAAGAGCAGGAUAUACAUGUCUCCGGAGUAUGCCUACUCCGGCCAAGUCUCUACCAAGUCUGACAUGUACAUCUUUGGAGUCAUCGUUCUCGAGAUCGUGACUGGUCGGAGGAACAAUAGGCCACUAGAAGAUAAUAACACAGCCUCCAGAUCUCUGCUCAGAUACGUAUGGGAUAAGUGGAGCACAGGGACGACACAGGAGGCGGUGGAUCCUUCCCUGCGCAGACGUUACACCGUGGGCGAGGUGCUCAACUGCGUGCGGAUCGGGCUGCUGUGUGUUCAGGAGGACCCGAGCACCGGGCCGGACGCGGCGGAGGUGGUCCUCAUGCUCGACAGCCACUCCACAUCUAUCACCAUGCGGACUCCCUCCAGGCCGGCCUUGUGCUUCACACAGCCUGGCGUCCUUCAUCCGGCCCUGUACCCGGGCACCCGGGAUGCUAUGGCCAGCGGCCACCUGCCUACCCCCGGUUCAGACAAUGAAGUGACCAUCUCCGAUCUCCAGCCUAGGUAA